AUGGAUAAUCAAACCACAGUGCCUUACUUUUUGCUCCUGGAAUUCUCAAAAAGUUGGCAUUUGCAGAUUUUACAUUCCUUUUUAUUCUUUGUGUUAUAUUUGUCAACUAUAACAGCAAAUCUUCUUAUCAUCUCUGCAGUAGCUAUAGAUAAUAGACUGCAUAGCCCCAUGUACUGGUUUUUGAUGAAUUUGGCUGUGCAGGAUCUGGGCUCAGUUUCUGUUAUUGUUCCAAAAUCCAUAGUGAAUUCCCUCAUGGACACUAGACACAUCUCUUACUUAGGAUGUGUGGCCCAAGUCUUUCUCUUUGUUUCAUUUGCAGCUUCUGAUUUCUCCCUCUUGACAGUCAUGGCAUAUGAUCGGUAUGUUGCCAUUUGCAAUCCACUGCACUAUGAGAUGGUGAUGAAUUGGAAAGCCUGCACUGAAAUAAUAAUUUUAGUGUGGAUUAUAAGUCUUCUCUAUGGAACAUUGCAUACCACUGGCACUUUUUCAAACCUUUUUUGUUCUAAUGUUGUCAACCAAUUUUUCUGUGAAAUUCCCCAUUUACUAAAACUAUCAUGCUCUGGUUUCAAUCUAAUUGAGAUUGGAGUUAUUGUGAACCUUAACCUACAACUGAAGAAUAUCACAACUGUUUCAAGAAGUUUCAGAGGAUGUUGUGUUCAUUCUCUUGUUCAUUCUCUGAAGCAAAGUUUGCAAUCAAAUGCAACCAAUUACACCGGCUGA
Messenger RNA from Thamnophis sirtalis, 720 nucleotides. The record is from RefSeq and is a predicted model, not a curated record. Lineage: Eukaryota; Metazoa; Chordata; Lepidosauria; Squamata; Natricidae.